Leptopilina boulardi is the source of this 744-nucleotide messenger RNA. Its product is annotated as INO80 complex subunit C. Gene Ontology annotation, cellular component: Ino80 complex. Lineage: Eukaryota; Metazoa; Arthropoda; Insecta; Hymenoptera; Figitidae. Gene Ontology annotation, biological process: chromatin remodeling. The record is from RefSeq and is a predicted model, not a curated record. The transcript has 2 exons. The coding region runs from base 239 to 616 and encodes 125 amino acids.
UUCUCGAAUUUAUACGAAACUAACCGAAGUGACCAUUCGCUAUUUAACGUCAAAUUUUAACCUCUAUUUUUGUUUAUCAUUUUCCACCUAGUUUUCUUCGAAAUUAAAUUAGAAAAAGAAAAUUGUUCACGAGUUUAUUAUUAAUUUAAUUUCGUUUUAUUUAAUCAAAUAAAAAUUAAUAAUAAGUAAUUGAAAAAAUCGGAUCAAACACAAACGAAGGUAGUACGAUUUAUAAACAAUGGUAAAUGAGGAAAUUGUGGAAACAAAUAAAAAGCCAAUGCCAGUUUUUAAGGAUCCAACAUUUCAACAACGUUUUCGACCAACAAGUAGUUCGGGAAAGAAACGAAUUUGGCGUUCAUUGAAGCAAGUACUUGCACAAGAACGAGCACUACCAUGGUCCAAUGAAAUAAUACAUUAUAGUUCAAUAAACGCACCGCCAAGUUUUAAACCGGCAAAAAAAUAUUCCGAUAUUUCGGGUUUAUCAGCACGAUACACAGAUCCACAAACAAAAUUAUAUUAUGCAACAACUGAAGAAUUUACCACAGUACGAAGUUUACCAAUGGAUAUUACCGCUGGUUAUUUAGCAUUACGAGGUGCAUCGAGUAUUGUUGGUUAGAUUUUUGUUUUAAAAUUUUUAUUUAUAUAUACAAUUAAUAAUAAUAUUAUUAUAAAAAAUUUGUAAAAAAAAAUUUUUUUUUCAAUGUAUUUUACUAUUUAAUGAAUAAAUUUUCAAAUAAAAAUAAA